Molecule: messenger RNA, 3429 nt
Organism: Emericellopsis cladophorae
Lineage: Eukaryota; Fungi; Ascomycota; Sordariomycetes; Hypocreales; Bionectriaceae
Product: Topoisomerase 1-associated factor-like protein
Exons: 3
Coding region: 1-3429 (1142 amino acids)
Biological process (GO): DNA repair; replication fork arrest; DNA replication checkpoint signaling
Cellular component (GO): replication fork protection complex
Molecular function (GO): DNA binding
Source: RefSeq, a predicted model, not a curated record
AUGGAGGCAUCUGACCUCAAUAACGACAUUGUUCAUCCCGAAGUUCGAGCGCACAUCAACUCUCUUGUCUCUGCUCUCGGUGGCGUCAGCCAAGAAGACGACGGUCGAUACCAACUCGGAGACGAUGCUCUCGAGGUUCUACGCGAUAUCAAACGAUGGAUCCGCUUUUACGAUGAGAAGACGAACCGAAUGGACGUUGCGCGAUGCGUCUACGAAGCGAACCUCAUAGAGGGCGACCUUCUCCCCAUCCUCUCCUUGUGGCCCGAAAAUGCGACGGACAGCAAGUACAAGGCACGGAUAGCGCUGUCCUGCUUUGAGGUCAUGGUGCCGUUGACAUGGCCCAUACAAAGGGACCGGGAGGCCAUGACGAUCAACCACCACCGUCACAUGCCGGUCCUGGAGCUAGCCCACGUCGCUUACAAGAGAGCCAUCCUCAACUUUGACGGCGCGAGGGUUCUCAGUUGUGCUGUCAGAGUCGCUUUACCAGCCAUGCAAAAGCCGAUCAGUGAGCGCACGCAGAGGGACCAGGGCAUCAUCAAGCUGGCCUUGUUCUUCUUGCGAAACGUUGCUGCCAUUGCCCCGCCACCGGGUGUUGCAUAUGAGGGGGACGAGUCACAGAUUUCGAGGUCCGCAACGAUCGACGCCUUCUCGUUCCAGGACAUCUUCCACCUACUGCUGAUGCUGGCGUCGAACAUGGGCGAGGACUUCCGGACAGAGGACACGACGGUUAUGGAGGUCUUGUACCAUCUCGUGAAGCGGAUCAAUGUCAAGGAACUGUUCAUGACCGAGAAGCAAGCGGAGCAUGCCCAGGGCAAUGAGCUUCGACAGGUCAUGAGGAAGGAGAUCAACAUGCUCAGAUCGCAGAACCAAACUCGGGGCGGACGAAACAAUCGAUUCGGCUCGAUGAUCUGGGUGAAACGCGAUGAUGGCAAGAUGACCACCUUGACGGGCCAGGAUGCUGUAUCUAGCGCCGCCACGCGACAACGGAAAAUGGACGAGGCAAAGACAUUCAAGCCACCGCGGCGAGGCAAGAAGGAAGACAAGCACGAUCGGGAAAUUGGCCCGGCAGUCACGCUGGACUCUCGAGCAACUACGCAACUGCGGACUUUCGUGGAGGAUUUCCUGGACUCCGGCUUCAAUCCCCUUUUCUCCCACGUGCGCAAGACCAUCGACCGCGAGGCCAACUAUCUGAUGGCGUAUCAUAAACGCCAGUUCUUCUACCUGGUCGCCUGGCUCCUGGAGGCGGAGCGCAUGCGGCGCAAAGCGAAACAAGGGUCGGAUGUGCGGGACGCCGAGGAGGUGACGAGCUUCAACCUCGUGGCGGGUGUUUUGAAUCAGGAAAUGUUCAUCACCUUGAACAGGGCGUUGCAUAACUCAUUCGAGGCGAAGGAGUGGCACGACCUAACAGCUGUCAUGCGUUGCUACACGCAGAUCUUCAUGACCGUGCAAGAGAUGCAACAAUGCGGCCGGGAAGAUGACGAGGAGAUCGCGGAGAACAUUCUCAGUCGACUCUUCUACGAGGAGGCCACCCAUGAUGCUAUCACCAAUAUUAUCAGGGGGUACAAGGACCAGGGGUUUGACUACCUCGACGCUGCCACGGAACUGGUGCACCACUUCUUGCGGAUCUUGGAAUCGUACUCAAAGCAGAAUGUCGACAUGCAAGUUCGCUCGCGGAAACGGACCCGAAGGAAGAAGAAAGCUGCCCAGGCAGCCGAAGGCGUCGCCGCGUCCGAUGACGAGGGUGACGGCUCGGGCAACGACGAAGCUGCCGCCGAGAAAACGUCCAAAGACCGCAAAUUUGACUUUAUACGUUUCGCGUCACGGUUCACGCCCCAGCCUAUUGUGAAUACGUUUGUAACGUACACCAAGUACUACCGCGACCUCAACGAGGACCAGCUCAAGCGUGCCCAUCGAUUCUUCUACCGCAUUGCUUUCAAGCAAGAAAUGGCCGUCAUGCUCUUCCGCGUGGACAUUAUCCACCUGCUCUACAACAUGAUCAAGGGGCCCGAGGCGCUCGAUGCCAGCCUGCCGAGCUUCAAGGAAUGGGAGGAUUUGGUGAGACACAUUAUCCGCAAAUGCACCAAGAAGUUGGAGCAGCGGCCCGAGCUGGUUGUGGAGAUGCUGUUCAGCAAAUUGCCCAGCACGGCGUUCUUCUUGGAACAUGGCUACGAGAAGCAGACGAUCAGAACGACACAGCCCAAACCAGCGGCAGAGUUGGAGUUCAAGGAUGCCGGGGCCAUGGAGCGUGACAGGCAGAUUGCGAUUGUGGUCGGCGCUCUGCUCGACAAGAACCAGGCAGACUUGGUAACCUUCGUCAAGAAAGUCGCCGGGGAUGCUGAGGUGGAAAGGAAAGCAUGGCAAGAUGCUGAGAGGAUACGGCAGAUGGAGGCAGAUCCCUUUGACGAGGGCGCGACUGAAUCGGACCCGAAAGCACCCCCUGUCAUCUUCGCCCGUCCAGACAACGAUGGCCAACGAACAGCCAUGUUCAAAAACUCACAUCUUCGACUGCUCAUGUCGCUCGCCGGCUUCAAGCUCCUCGGUGCAGCAGAUGAAGAGACUCGUGACUCAUCGUGGAUCAUUCCCUCGGAGAUCACACCUGAUCAUCUCAAAGACACCGUCCACUUCAUCAACCAAGCAGAGUUCAGCCCACCAACGUUCGAGGAGGGGGUGCUAGCAGACCAUCAGCUGAAACGCAAAAACGUCCCUCGGAAGAAAGCCACCUUUGAUGACGACGAAGAAGGGAACAUGGACAAUGACGACUUUCUGGACGAUGAGAUGCUUUUCACCGCUGGGGGGCCGACAGCCCGCAGGGCGGAGAAGCCAACCAAGCCGAAAGCAACACGCAAACGGCUGCAACGCAAGGAGCAGACCGAAGAGGAGCUCGACGAAAAGGCCCGGAAGCGGCGGGAGCGCGAGAGGGAGAAGCAGGCGCGCAUCAAGUCGGCGCUACGCAUCCAGGACGGAGACAGUGACUUUGACGAGGAGGAAGACGAGGCGUUCUUCAGGAGGGAGAGGGAGAUUGCGGCCAAGGCGGCCAUGGUAGCGGAGCAGGCUGGUACCGAGCUCGCCGACGUGCUGGCUGGCAGCAGCAAGAAGAGGAAGUCCACAGCGCUGGUGGACAGUAGCGAUGAGGACGACAGCGACAGCACCGCAAGCAGUGGGAGUGACGGGAGGAGGAAGAGGCGUACGUCGACUGUGUUUGAUGAAGAGGAGGCGGAUGGCAGCGCCUCACAGCGCAGGAGUGCGUCCCCGAGUCAGAGUGAGGGCGACGACGAACAGGACGAAAAUCUUGUUGAGCACGGUGCCAUAGACAAGAGUCUCGCGCCUGGCAGUGCAGAUGAGGAGGAUGACGACAAUGCACUUAUUCCUGCACGAAGACCAAGGGUAAGAGGUGGCUUUGUGAUGGAUGACAGUGACGACGAUGAAUGA